CGGCGCUGAAUACCAUUGGGAUUUCUCAUAAACGUCUAGAAACGUCAGAUCUGUUGACAAUAGUGUUGGAUGACAAACUGUUUGAGUCACCGGAUUAGAAUUCCGCUACGUGAAAAAGUCCAGUAAAUUUACCGAGAUGGACAUAAUCUCGGUGCCGCUGAAGAAGCCGUCCGACGUGGACAUCGUCAACCCUCUGAAGAAUCUUAUCCAGUCUCGCUACAGCACCGCAGACAAACCGGAGGAUUACAGCGAUGCGAUCAACGAACUCGCGAAGCUCAGAUCGAAUGCCCUGUGGCGAGCCUUCGAGAAAUACGAGAGCAGCUUAGAAGUUCUAUACUGUUACUAUGAUCAAUUGGUGGCCCUGGAAGGAAAGAUCCCUCCUCAUGACCUUCAAGUGCCAUUCAAAUGGAAGGAUGCAAUGGACAAGGGAUCCAUUUUCGGUUCAAGAAUAAGCCUAACGGUGACUUCUUUAUCGUACGAGAAGAUUUGCGUCUUGUUCAACAUCGCAGCUCUUCAGAGCUCUGUUGCAGCGUCGCAGAGCAUCGAAAACGAUGAGGGUCUUAAAUUGGCCGCGAAGCUGCUGCAGCAAUCAUCCGGUAUUUUCAAUUACCUGAAAUCCAUCGUCAUCUUAUCGAUUCAACAGGAACCGACGCCGGAUUUGAACCCAGACACGCUAGCUGCUUUGGCGCAGCUGAUGUUGGCCCAGGCCCAAGAGAUUUUCGUUCAUAAAUGCAUCCACGAUAACAAGAAAGACGCAAUAAUAGCGAAGCUGGCUGCUUGCUGCGAGGAUUUGUAUACGGAAUGCGUCAAGAUCUUCAACAAGGAGCAGUUCAAAGGGUUUUGGGAUAAGGAGUGGUUGAUGAUUAUUUCCGCGAAGCAAGCAUCUUAUCAAGCCAUCGCAAACUUAUAUCAGAGCUUGGUGUGCAAGGAGAACAAGGCGGUUGGCGAGGAGAUCACCUGGCUUACUAGCGCGGAGGAGCAGUUCAAGAUCUCGCAGCAACGGUUGAAUCGCGUGCUCUUCCAGGAUCUGUGGAACAAGGCGCAGAGGAAUUUGGCCGAGGCGAAGAAGGAUAACGACUUUAUCUACCACGAGAGAAUACCCGAUUUGCGUUCUUUGGCGCCGAUCGGGAAAGCUCAGCUGGCCAAGAUGACAGCGCCAAAUAGUCCGAUGAGCCAGAAUUUCAAAGAUCUGUUUGAUGAGCUUGUCCCGGUUGCGGUGCACCAAGCGCUCGCCGCUCACGACAUCAGACGAACCGACAUGGUGCAAUCCAAGAUUAUGAAGAUGCGCGAGGCAACGCAAAUGUUGAACAGCAUUUUGGCGUCCCUCAACUUGCCGGCAGCCGUUGAAGUUACAGAGGGCAACACGUUGCCACCAUCUCUUAUGGAGAAGGGUGAAGCCGUUCGGUCUCUGGGUGGUAUCGCCAAUUUGGAGAAGAUGAUUGUAGAUCUUCCCGAACUACUCAAGAGAAACCAGGAGAUUUUAAAUGAGGCGGACAGGAUGUUGAACGAAGAACGUGAUGCUGAUAAAGCCUUGAGGGAUCAAUUCAAAGACAAAUGGACCAGAACGCAGUCGGACAAGUUAACGGAAAUGUUCCGCUCGAACAUCACGAAGUACCGCCAGAUCAUCAAUAAUGCGGUGCAGGCGGAUAAAACUGUCCGUGAGAAGUUCGAUAAACAUAGAUCCGGCAUGGAGCUGCUGAGCAAAUCGCCGGAAGAAUUGCAAGAGGCGGUGCCGAAUUCCGCCGACGGCAGUGGCAACAUCUCCGAUUCGUCCGCCGCCCAAAAGCUGCGCAACCUCAUGGAGGAAGUGGAGACGGUGAAGGCGGAACGGGAUGUCAUCGAGACAGAGUUGAACAGCGCCACCAGCGAUAUGAAGGCCCAAUUUAUGUCCGCGUUGGCGAGCGACGGUGUGAUCAACGAGCCUGUCAUGUCUUCAGAGAACUUGGGAAAGAUGUUCGGUCCAUUGGGCACGCAGGUCGAUGAGACCGUGAGCAGGCAGGAGAGUCUGAUCGAGCAGAUCCAGACCACUUACUCGGAAUUCGUGAACGAGACUGGCGUGACCAGUGGCGGCAGGAAGAAGAUGAUGUGCGAUCUGGCCUUCGCGCACGACGCCUUCAGAGAUCUCCAAAAUAAUCUCAAGGAAGGUACCAAGUUCUACAAUGAACUCACCGAGUUACUGCUAGUAUUCCAAAACAAGAUUUCCGAUUAUUGCUUCGCUCGCAAGACCGAGAAGGAGGAGUUGCUCAAAGAUUUGACACAGGAAAGCAGCAGACAGGCACCUGCGAUUUCACCUACUCAACCUACCUAUCAUAACACGCCGGCGGUCAACCCUCAAGCUCCGCCUGCCGCCGAUACCAACCCACCGCAUGCUCCGGUCCCAAGCGCCGCUCAAACUAAUCUACCUUACCCAGUGUACGUCCAGCACAUGCCCAUACCCUACGGGGCUACCAAUAACACGCCUUAUCCCUCGUACGCGCCGCCCCCAAUGCCGCAAAGCUACAAUCCAUAUGGAACCAUGCCAUACCCAACAAAUUACGGAACUUAUCCGGGCGCGUUUCCGCAAUACCCGCAGCAGCACGGUCAGUUCCCGCCGGGUCCUCCUGGAUACCCCGGUCAACCGGGACAGCAGCCUGGACCGCCCGGUCAACCUGGACAGCAAGGCCAAGGAGGAUGGCCUUGAGCACACAUCGUAACCGUUUCACCAUUAAACUUAGGUUUAAGAUACCUUUUAAAUGCUUUAUAAUAUACAAUUACAUAAAAGGAACAGAUUAAUAUUGGAAAGAUUCAUAUAUAUUUUAUAGAUAUUAUUUUUUAAUUAAUUUGUAUGUUUUGUAUAUGUAGUGCCUAUAUUGUUACACGGAAAUUUUAUUCAUGAAUUAAUUUUGUAAUUAAAUAUAUAUUUAAAAAAUUACUCACUCA
Nicrophorus vespilloides is the source of this 2919-nucleotide messenger RNA. RefSeq names its product programmed cell death 6-interacting protein (gene ALiX). The transcript has 8 exons. Gene Ontology annotation, cellular component: endosome. Gene Ontology annotation, molecular function: protein binding. NCBI's taxonomy places the organism in Eukaryota, Metazoa, Arthropoda, Insecta, Coleoptera, Silphidae. The coding region runs from base 137 to 2680 and encodes 847 amino acids. The record is from RefSeq and is a predicted model, not a curated record. Gene Ontology annotation, biological process: mitotic cytokinesis.